AGCCCCGGUCCCUGCCCCUUGGCCUCGAGCCCCAGACGAGUCUGGAGCCCGCGCCGGCGACGGCUGCGUCCUCCCGGGCAUGGAAGGCGGCGGCAAGCCCAACUCCGCGUCCAACAACCGCGACGAUGGCAACAGCGUCUUCCCCUCUAAGGCGCCCGCGACGGGGCCCGCGGCGGCUGACAAGCGCCUGGGGACCCCUCCGGGGAGCGGCGGAGCCGGGAAGGAGCACGGCAACUCCGUGUGCUUCAAGGUGGACGGCGGCGGCGGCGGAGGAGGAGGAGAGGAGCCGGCGGGCAGCUUGGAGGAUGCCGAGGGACCCCGGAGGCAGUAUGGUUUCAUGCAGAGGCAAUUCACCUCCAUGCUGCAGCCUGGGGUCAACAAAUUCUCCCUUCGCAUGUUCGGGAGCCAGAAGGCGGUGGAGAAGGAGCAGGAAAGGGUUAAAACUGCAGGCUUCUGGAUUAUCCACCCCUACAGUGACUUCAGGUUUUAUUGGGAUUUGAUUAUGCUUAUAAUGAUGGUUGGAAAUUUGGUCAUCAUACCAGUUGGAAUCACAUUCUUCACAGAACAAACAACAACACCAUGGAUUAUUUUCAAUGUGGCAUCAGAUACUGUUUUCCUGUUGGACCUAAUCAUGAACUUUAGGACUGGGACUGUCAAUGAGGACAGCUCUGAGAUCAUUCUGGACCCUAAAGUAAUCAAGAUGAAUUAUUUAAAAAGCUGGUUUGUGGUGGACUUCAUCUCAUCAAUCCCAGUGGAUUACAUCUUUCUCAUCGUAGAGAAAGGGAUGGAUUCAGAAGUUUACAAGACAGCCAGAGCACUUCGCAUUGUGAGAUUUACAAAAAUUCUCAGUCUUCUGCGCUUAUUACGCCUCUCAAGGUUAAUUAGAUACAUACAUCAGUGGGAAGAGAUAUUCCACAUGACCUAUGACCUCGCCAGCGCGGUGGUGCGCAUCUUCAACCUGAUUGGCAUGAUGCUGUUGCUGUGUCACUGGGACGGCUGUCUUCAGUUCCUGGUCCCCCUGCUGCAGGACUUCCCCCCGGAUUGCUGGGUUUCUCUAAAUGAAAUGGUUAAUGAUUCUUGGGGAAAACAGUAUUCCUACGCACUCUUCAAAGCUAUGAGUCACAUGCUGUGCAUUGGCUAUGGCGCGCAAGCCCCUGUAAGCAUGUCUGACCUCUGGAUUACCAUGCUAAGCAUGAUUGUUGGAGCCACCUGCUAUGCGAUGUUCGUUGGCCACGCCACAGCUCUGAUCCAGUCACUGGAUUCUUCAAGGAGACAGUACCAAGAAAAGUAUAAACAAGUGGAACAAUACAUGUCAUUCCACAAGUUACCAGCUGACAUGCGCCAGAAGAUACACGAUUACUACGAGCAUCGGUACCAAGGCAAGAUCUUCGAUGAGGAAAAUAUUCUCAAUGAACUUAAUGACCCACUGAGAGAGGAAAUAGUGAAUUUCAACUGCCGGAAACUGGUGGCUACAAUGCCUCUCUUUGCUAACGCGGACCCCAACUUCGUGACGGCCAUGCUGAGCAAGCUGAGGUUUGAGGUGUUCCAGCCUGGGGACUACAUCAUCCGAGAAGGAGCUGUGGGGAAGAAAAUGUAUUUCAUCCAGCAUGGUGUUGCUGGCGUCAUCACUAAGUCCAGUAAAGAAAUGAAGCUGACCGAUGGCUCUUACUUCGGAGAGAUUUGCCUGCUGACCAAGGGCCGGCGCACUGCCAGUGUUCGCGCGGAUACGUACUGCCGUCUUUACUCCCUUUCCGUGGACAAUUUCAAUGAGGUCCUGGAGGAAUAUCCGAUGAUGAGACGCGCCUUUGAGACUGUUGCUAUUGACCGACUGGAUCGGAUAGGCAAGAAAAAUUCCAUUCUCCUGCAGAAGUUUCAGAAGGAUCUGAAUACUGGUGUUUUCAACAACCAGGAGAACGAGAUCCUGAAGCAGAUUGUGAAACACGACAGAGAGAUGGUCCAAGCGAUCCCUCCAAUCAACUACCCUCAAAUGGCAGCCCUGAACUGCACAUCUUCAACCACCACCCCAACCUCCCGCAUGAGGACACAGUCUCCACCAGUCUAUACCGCAACCAGCCUGUCUCACAGCAACCUACACUCGCCCAGCCCCAGCACACAGACACCCCAACCCUCAGCCAUCCUCUCGCCCUGCUCCUAUACCACAGCAGUCUGCAGUCCUCCUGUACAGAGCCCCCUGGCCACGCGAACUUUCCAUUACGCCUCCCCGACUGCUUCCCAGUUGUCGCUCAUGCAGCAGCAGCAGCAGCAGCAACAGCAGCAGCAGCAGCAGCAGCCUCAGCCACAGCAGCAGCCGCAUCCACAACAGCAGCAGCAGCAGCAGCAGCAGCAGCAGCAGCAGCAACAGCCACAGACACCUAGUAGCUCCACACCGAAAAACGAGGUGCACAAGAGCACGCAAGCGCUUCAUAACACCAACCUGACCAGAGAAGUCAGGCCCCUCUCGGCCUCUCAGCCCUCGCUGCCGCACGAGGUGUCCACUAUGAUCUCCAGACCUCAUCCCACUGUGGGCGAGUCCCUGGCCUCCAUCCCUCAACCGGUGGCAGCGGUCCACAGCACGGGCCUUCAGGCAGGGGGCAGGAGCACAGUGCCACAACGUGUCACCUUGUUCAGACAGAUGUCCUCUGGAGCCAUCCCUCCAAACCGAGGAGUGCCUCCAGCGCCCCCACCACCAGCAGCUGUUCAGAGAGAGUCUCCCUCAGUCUUAAGUACAGACCCAGACGCAGAAAAACCACGUUUUGCUUCGAAUUUAUGAUUCUUGCUGAUUGUCAAAGCAGACAAGAAAUACUCUAAUAAACAGAAUAUUCUCAGAUAUUAUUUUAUUCUAUCUCAUGAUAGAUUCCCUAUAGCCUACUCUGAAAAAAAUAUUUUAGACAGCUCUGGCCUACAUGCAAAAGUAAAAACAUAUAUACAUAUAAAAUUUAAUAUAUAUAUAUUUAAAUGCCCAAGAGAAGUUCAAAGGACUUGUAUAGCAUUCAGUGUUACAUGUCUUUCUUUUCUUUAAAACCAUUAAAGGAUUUAACACAUUGUUGUAAGACAGUUGAUUUCUAAUCUUUUACUUAAUUCCUUUGCUAUAUGUAUUUCUCCCUUUUAUGAAGCGUUCCUGGAAUCAAUGGAAAUAAAACUCUCUCUCUCUCUCUCUCUUUUUUUUUUUUUAAAGCAAUUCCAAUUAGUUCCAGAAUAGCACCAAUCAAAACUUUCUUUCAUUAGCUGUGCCUCUGCAUCUAGAUUGUUGAUUAUGCGGGAUUCAGUAAACAAAUCCCAGAUUAUAGCUCUAAAUUGUAUUUUGGUGCUUUAAAUUUUGAGUUAGGUGAAGGAAUACACUGCAUGCUCAGCCACCACAGGAAACUCACAUUGCCACUGUUAAGGCUUUCUCUAACCUCAAACAUGUUCCUUGAUUUUUGCAAAAAGGUGAGGAGGUGUUUGUUGUCCUGUGUUACUGAACUUUUACCAAGACUCAGUCAAUGUUAGUUGUAAAUAAUUUUUUUCAGCCCAAAUAAAAGUAACUAACCUGUGUUGUAUAAAGGUAAAGGUCACUAAGAAUUUAGUUUUAUUGCUUCACAUCAAAGGUUAGAGUUUUAAAUUUCACAAAACCUAAUAAUUGUGACAAUUGUUCAAAUGUAACGCAAUGGCUUGAGACCUACAAUAUUUAUUUUAACCUGCGAUACUUUAUGCAAAAUUGUAUGCUUGAAUCUACAAAUUGCUUGUAUUACACCAAAAAUCAUUACUUUCCUUCCUUCUUAACAUAAUCAAGCAUCCGAAAAUACUCCUGGCAUGCUUUUGGGGGCAAAAAAAAAAAAAAAAAA
Messenger RNA from Acomys russatus (golden spiny mouse), 3821 nucleotides. RefSeq names its product hyperpolarization activated cyclic nucleotide gated potassium channel 1 (gene Hcn1). Gene Ontology annotation, biological process: potassium ion transport; transmembrane transport. Gene Ontology annotation, cellular component: membrane. Gene Ontology annotation, molecular function: voltage-gated potassium channel activity. The transcript has 8 exons. The coding region runs from base 80 to 2770 and encodes 896 amino acids. Lineage: Eukaryota; Metazoa; Chordata; Mammalia; Rodentia; Muridae. The record is from RefSeq and is a predicted model, not a curated record.